Messenger RNA from Dioszegia hungarica, 972 nucleotides. RefSeq lists its product as uncharacterized. The coding region runs from base 1 to 972 and encodes 323 amino acids. The record is from RefSeq and is a predicted model, not a curated record. Lineage: Eukaryota; Fungi; Basidiomycota; Tremellomycetes; Tremellales; Bulleribasidiaceae. The transcript has 3 exons.
AUGUCUUGGCGAGGUGCAGCGCAGAAUCCGGAAAAUACCGCUCCGACGCCGACAGGAACGGAUGGGCAGGCCACAAGUCCAUCCCCGCCGGCCCCCGCUUCGACCGCAUAUCACACUGAGCAUGCCCAGCGCGAGUCAGGCGUUUCGGCCCAUCCAGUCGACGCCUACUCGCUGUCCAACCGACCACAGUCUGCCGGUACCACUCCGCAUCAUCCCGGAUCCAUCACCGCAGCACCCUACUUCCACCUCCCUCCGCCACCCGCAGACGCGCAUCUCGCACACCCGGGUCCAGCACCUCCAACGCAAUACAACAACCACAUGCAGCCUCAGUACCCCAUCUUCCCGGCGAAAGAGACGGGCUAUGGCCAUGGGUAUGGGUAUCAGCCCAGCCCGUAUGUCGGUCCUGGGGCGCCCAUCCAUGACAAUGGAAAGAUCGUCGGUGGACCAGUGGCGGGGGUAAGCGUGAGGUACGCCUUGAUGGCCAUCCACACGGUCCUCACAAUCAUCGUUAUCGCCCUUACCGGUGUUUACUACCUAGACAUCAUCAACAUCAGCUUCUUGAGCGCCAUGGCUCUCGCCUUCCUCAUCUACAUCCCGGCCGCCUUCGGGUUGACUGUCGCGAGGAGGAGGAACCACUUUGAUCACGCCGGCGGAGAGGUAGCGUACCUGGUGAUCCAGCAGGUCGGAUGGCUCGCAAUCGGCAUCACCAACAUCCUCUACCUCGCCUUCACCGAUUGCGAAGAGCGGGACCGGAUCUACUCGUACGACGACGGAUACUACAUGUGGACGUACAUCUACGCAAACGUCUGCCAGUGGUCCCCCGUGAUCCUCGGGUUGAGCUUCGCCCAGAUGCUCCUAUUGAUGGGUUGGAUGAUCUGGAUCAUCGUGGAGGUGCACAGGCGGAGUCCGGCGGAUCCAAAUAGGGGGUUCCAAGUCAGCACGGCGUGGCUCCUGCGGGGAUGGCGGGCGUGA